AAGACAGACAACCUCUCUAAAGGAAGAAUCCUAAAUAUUUUAUUACAUUACAGCAGGAGGAACCAAUACACAUUUCUGUGCAAGCAACAAAGCUUGUUGCCCCAGCAACUUAAAUUCAGAUGUAUUCAGGUCUAAUUAACCCUUUAGAAACAUUAAAGGUAAAAGGGUAUGAACAGCUGGGAACUGAAUCUGCUGAACAGUGAGGGUGUAAUAUGCAGUCUACAAAAAAUACAAUACAUCCUCUUUGUAAUCUAGCUGUUUGUUUUUUAAUAUAAAAAUGAAUUAUGCAGUUUUUUCAUUAAAAGUGUUCAGACAGUGAAUGAAUGUGCGAUCACUGUCAGCUUUCUCAUUUGAGGGCGAGUCUCACAGCGAGGGAUGAAACUCAAACAAAUAUUAAAUUCACAACAGUGUUUCUUCAUUAUGUAAGUCUGUGCCACGUGUCGUCUGUACCUCUUCCAGCUCACUGAGGAGAUCCAGAUGUAGGCUCUGAGAGAAACCCCAAAACAUCCGGCCUGUUGGAGCCCUCAGUCACAACCUAUGGUCACGACAGACUCUUAGACGGGGGAAACAAAAAGUUAAGUCUGCAGUUCAAGUAGUAGACAACUAUGAAAAAACAUGUAGAAAACUUAAGUUGUUGCUAUUAAGUGGCACAUGUAAGAAAUGUGAUAUAACGCACAGAAAGAUAAGGCCCCUCCUGUAAUCUACUGGCAUCCUACAAACAUAUGGAACCAGAGUCAUGCUUGUCUGAACACUGUUAAACCCCCCCCAAUCCACCUCCCUUCAACAUUUCAAACGCAACACAAACGGCUGUGAAACAUCUGUUAAACAUUUGUUCUCUCUGAGAUAAGAUUUCCUCAUUUCAACUCUGUGCCGCCACUCCGGGCGUGUUAAACACAACAGUCUGGCGAGGACUCAGAGCUGCGAGGAGCUUUUUUUUUUUCUAGUGCUCCACCAAAACAGUUCCUUUACGGUGGAUUUAAAGUGUUUUUCCAAGUGCUAUGGAGGCUAGAGGGGUUUGGUUGAUGUUUUGCCUUCUGCUGCUGGCACACUGCGCACUCCAGCAGACCACCUCAAAGAAAAGAAAUGGGAAAAAAGACUCUACAACCAAUGCUGCAAUUGAGGAGCUGAAGAAACAGAUCGAUGACAUUGUUCAGGAGCUGAAUUUGUUGAAAGAGCAGCAGGCUUUACAAACAGUUUGUCUAAGAGGCACAAAGAUCCUCGGCAAGUGUUUCCUGGCUGAUCCGGUGAAGAAGACUUUCCAUGCAGCCAGUGAUGACUGCAUCGCGAAAGGAGGCAGCCUGAGCACUCCUCUGACAGGAGACGAGAACGACCAGCUCUACAGCUACGUCCGCCAGAGCAUCGGCCCGGAGGAGCAAAUCUGGCUGGGCAUCAACGACAUGGUGACCGACGGCCAGUGGGUGGACCAAUCGGGUACCAACGUGCGCUUCAAGAAUUGGGAGACAGAGAUCACCCUGCAGCCAGACGGAGGGCGCAGCCAUAACUGUGCCAUCCUCUCCACCACAGCCAACGGGAAGUGGUUUGAUGAGAGCUGCAGAGCUGAAAAGGCCUCGGUGUGUGAGUUCAACAUCGUGUGAGAGAAGCUUUCUGACCUUAACGUGACACUGCGCAGACAAACACCCGCGUUAACAGUAAACAAUGAAACACACAGAGCAUUUGGAUGCUAUCAGGUACAAGUACGCAAUACGUUGAAAAAAAUAAUGUGCUGCAUCUUUCUUACGCUCACAUUUUCUUGACCAAGCCAUUCAGAUGUCGGUUGACGUCACACAGUGGUCUGGGAUACACUAUGUCAUUAUAUAAGCUAAACUCACUGGCACAUUAUAUUAUACAUGCAUUCAGUAAACUUCGUGUUUUCAAAUACUGCAGUAUAUUUUAGAACAUAUCAGAUAUUCAUGGAGGUAAUCACCACUGGAUGGCUAGUCUUUGCUGUAUGUAUUUUCUAUAGCAUCUGCUAAUAAAUGCCAUGAAACCUUUUCUAUGGCACUCUCUUUAUGUUAAUUUCUGAAUGUAAAAUCAUUCUGUUUAUAUGACAUUAUAUAAUGUUAAUAAACAUGUCUCCUCAGUCGCA
Messenger RNA from Seriola aureovittata, 2086 nucleotides. It is a transcript of the gene clec3ba, whose product is annotated as C-type lectin domain family 3, member Ba. The coding region runs from base 999 to 1595 and encodes 198 amino acids. The transcript has 3 exons. Gene Ontology annotation, molecular function: signaling receptor activity. Lineage: Eukaryota; Metazoa; Chordata; Actinopteri; Carangiformes; Carangidae. The record is from RefSeq and is a predicted model, not a curated record.